This is a messenger RNA of Mytilinidion resinicola, 1539 nucleotides long. RefSeq lists its product as uncharacterized. Bases 1 to 1203 code for a protein of 400 amino acids. Lineage: Eukaryota; Fungi; Ascomycota; Dothideomycetes; Mytilinidiales; Mytilinidiaceae. The record is from RefSeq and is a predicted model, not a curated record. The transcript is spliced from 3 exons.
AUGGCCAUAUCUUCUUCCAUUGUACUUCUAUUCACGCUUAUAUUAUUUCUCUCGGGCUACGUCCUUCAGCAGAGGACGGUACACAGCCUCCAAGCUGCCAUUAAACCGCGACUACCGAAACCACUGCCCGCGCCGAAGCCCAUCGCUGCGCCUAGUUUGAAUGUCAAGUGGGCAAGACCAAUUGGACAAAGAGUUGGCUCCGAUGCCGAUUUCCACGAAUACAUAGGCCAACAGACGAUAGACUGGAGCCGGCUGGGAUAUGUCCAGGUGGUAAAGGAGCAUGUGGAGCUAUGCAGCGCCAUGAUGGUGUUUGCGGACCUGAAUCGAUUAAGGAGCCCCGCGAAGAGGAUAUUGCUGUUUCCAAGAGCGUGGUUGCAAGAGAAAGAAGGGGAGGCUCCGAGUUCUUCGCUGACGACGAGUCGAAGGCUGCUGAGGGCGGUGGCUCGACGAUACGGGGUUGUGCUGAUGCCCAUGCAGACGAUUGUUGAAGAGGCCGAUGAUUCUCUUCCUUCUUCCUACUCACUUGCGAGCAUAUAUUCGUUGGUGGAGUACGAGCGUGUUAUACAUUUAGCUGCUCCGGGAGUCAUAUUAGACGCAGGUCCCCUUGAUUCUUUACUCGCAUUUUCAAAAUCACAGCCGCUGGCGGCAUUCCCGGCUACAUCAGAGAGGAACGACAUCUCGACAUCGCUCUUCCUGGUCCAUCCAACAGUGAGCGAUUACCGCAAACUACGAGAGCUGCGCGCGACGGAGCCUAUGUCAGACCUCAAUCUCUUCCGCAAGUCCUUUUCAGCCCCGGAGUCGCUACUUUCAACAUGGUCGCUGUCGCUGGGGAACCUCGUCUAUGAGUCGGGGACUCUGCGGGAUGCGAUCGACGGUUUCAAUGCCACCGUCUUCAUCGAGGCGACAGCGUAUGUGCGCCUCUCGGACCCCGAGCUGCCAGGCCCUGAAUACGACGUGCCGUACUACGACCGCGUUCGCCUCCGGCCGCAGAACGAAGAAGCCGGCGCGGUCUGGGCGAAGCUGUACGAGACGUUCAGGGAGCGGCGCAUGGAGAUCUGCGGUCUGGACCUGGAGACGUGGACGACCCCUGUGCUGCAGGCGGAGGAGGCGAGCCAGGAAGAGAUGCCCGAAGAAGAGAAACGACCAGGGAAAGAGCAACAAGCAGAGAAUGAAGAUUUGCAAGUGCAGGACCCGGAGAUGUGAUGAUGCGCGGGGUUGUGGAUAUGGGCGUCGAUGUGGUCUCGAGUAUUGGCUGGAGCAUGGCGCUGGGCGGGCGUUUGAGUGGCCGGCGUCGACAGGAUAGCGCUGUGGCGCAUCCCCACGGCCAGGAUACGGGUCAACGACGAUAUGCCUCUGAUGUACUGUAUUAUACUGUUUGCGCCUCAACUUGCAGCGCAAUUUGCACCCAAUAUGGCGACCCCGUCGUCCGCUGGCUGCGGUGCUGGGCCGCUGCGCUGCUAGAGCACGAAGAAGCUCGCCGCCGCGGUGUGCGCGAGCCGUCGACGCUUCCGGGCGAUGGCGGGCAGCGUCUGGGCAUGG